GACAUUAUUGAGCUCAAAGAUGAUUUGACCAGCUUUGAAGAAUAUAUAUACAACCAAAAGAAAGAAAAAAACAAGCAAAGUAAAAAGGAUAAGUAUAAGAAAUUACAAGAAUGUGUGUCAACAUAUAAUUCCUUUGAUGAUAAAAUAAAAGACGAUGAAGAUGAACGAUUUGAGUAUUUUAAGAAAUUAAAAAAUCAGAAUGAACGUUGUGAAGAAAAUGUAGAAUUAAAAGAUCAAAUUAAUAGUGUUUAUAAUAAUAUGGAUAUUGAAGACGAAGAAGGUCGUUCUUAUAAGCACACAUAUAACAUAAGAAGAAAAUUAAACGAAGAACAAAACGAUGCUAAGUCAGUUACUGUAGAUGACAUUCAAAAGGAAAAAAAAAGUCUUAUUGAAAAUCAUAAAAAAGAAUUAAGG
This is a messenger RNA of Plasmodium reichenowi, 414 nucleotides long. RefSeq lists its product as hypothetical. NCBI's taxonomy places the organism in Eukaryota, Apicomplexa, Aconoidasida, Haemosporida, Plasmodiidae. The transcript has 5 exons. The record is from RefSeq and is a predicted model, not a curated record. The annotation marks the transcript as partial.